CUCGAUAACACCAAGACCAAGCAGGUUUCGAUCUGACCUUGCCACUGGCCUUGCUUUCAAUGCCUACGACUGUCCUCCCGUCACCCAGAUCGAUGCUGGUGACAGUGCAGAAUCGAGCUCCAUGUACGCGGCGUCGGUUGCGAUUGAAGGCAUGGUUUGCGGCAGCUGUGUGGGUGCCAUCAACAGGAAUCUACAAGAAUUAAACUCCGUGAUUAAUAUCAGCGUUGACAACAAUGGGUCGAUCGAGUUCCGCGGCAAGGAACACCUCGACAAAACCCUCGAGUCCAGAUCACAUACAAGCCUGAUCCCUCUAAAGGUGUUACUCUGCGAGAUGAAAUCUCGCAGAUCAGAUCCAUCGACCCGGCUUCCACCGUGGAGGUAUAUCACCCUCCGACGUUCGAGGAAUGGUCGAGGCGACUACAACACCAUGAGAGGUGUGCCAUCUUGCAACGCUUGGUCUUUAGCGGCAUUGUUUGCGAUUCCAACAUUUAUCAUUGGCAUCGUCUGCAUGGCCCUGGUUCCGGAGCAUAAUCCCACGCGGAUGUGGUUCGAAGAACCCACAUGGGCCGGCAACGCGUCACGCACAGAAUGGGUCGACCUUAGGCGCGAAUCGCCGACGCAUACAGGUGUUGCUCGCUUUUGUGGCUGAGUAGUUCAACGAGGGAUCUCUCUCUCCGACCAGGACAGAUCUGUGGAAGUCGACGUUGUUGAACUGGUUCCGUGGUUGUUCAUGGAAGGGCUCCGUUGCUAAUGAGUUUCCAAGAGACUGGACUGCAGACUGUAACG
Molecule: messenger RNA, 786 nt
Organism: Cladophialophora immunda
Lineage: Eukaryota; Fungi; Ascomycota; Eurotiomycetes; Chaetothyriales; Herpotrichiellaceae
Exons: 2
Coding region: 122-649 (175 amino acids)
Molecular function (GO): metal ion binding
Source: RefSeq, a predicted model, not a curated record